Penicillium crustosum is the source of this 891-nucleotide messenger RNA. RefSeq lists its product as uncharacterized. Lineage: Eukaryota; Fungi; Ascomycota; Eurotiomycetes; Eurotiales; Aspergillaceae. The coding region runs from base 1 to 891 and encodes 296 amino acids. The record is from RefSeq and is a predicted model, not a curated record. The transcript has 2 exons.
AUGACAUCAGAACAGGGACUGGCCCGACUAUGGAAGACGAAGUGCAUCCAACAAAUUCUCGCAAGCCAUCUAGAGAGCGAGGAUCUGACUGCAUACCGUCUACAGUACCUUCAACAGGCCAUCUCGAAUGGCAGCUUUGGAGCGCAUUGGGGGGGGCACGUCCAGGCUAUGACGUAUAAGAUCUCAUAUAACAGGGAGACCUUCUUACCUCCAAUCCUGGAUCCAAUCAUGGGGACAGAACAAAAAUUCAUCUACACACCACAACGGUGCCAACUUGGCAGUAACAGCCCUAGAUAUGGCAGCCGGAAGAUGGCAGAGCUGUUAGUCAAGCAGUAUCCGCCUCUGUUCCAUGCAGCUACCAACAUCCCGUCAUUUGUCCAAGCAUUGACAAUGAUGAGCGGCUUGCAGCAUCUGCGAAUCUCUUGUGAGGGCCAAGUGCCCAGCCAUCGCUACCGCCGAAGUGUAGUAGACUAUGCAUUAAUCUCAUUGCGAAUGGCAACCGAACAAGCACCGUUGAAAGGUCUCCACACUCUGUCACUGUUAUCAGUGCACCAAGGAGCAGUUCUUUACCUGCGUCCAGCUCCAGGAUUUGGUGCUUCGCCUGCAUCUUGCAAGCGCUGGAUCCAGAUCCGCAAGCUCACGCUCCAUAUAUCGAGUUUCGGCCAUGAGCCAGGUCAACCGACAGACCACCUCAAGCUUCUCCAUGCAUACUUAGGUAGCUUCCCAUCUCUGCGAAGACUGGUCUUUCAUUGGGAAGGCGAGAGGGGCCUCUCACCCUUGUCACUUGCAACAGAGCCGAGCCUCAACAGCGCAGCCAAACGAAGGCCAAGUCAAGCAUGCCCUCAGAAGUGCGCGUUACCUUUACGGCCAUUGACAUUCCAAAAUCUUUAA